Messenger RNA from Lolium rigidum, 1128 nucleotides. RefSeq names its product gibberellin 20 oxidase 3-like. Lineage: Eukaryota; Viridiplantae; Streptophyta; Magnoliopsida; Poales; Poaceae. Gene Ontology annotation, biological process: gibberellin biosynthetic process; response to light stimulus; flower development. The coding region runs from base 1 to 1128 and encodes 375 amino acids. The transcript is spliced from 2 exons. Gene Ontology annotation, molecular function: gibberellin 20-oxidase activity. The record is from RefSeq and is a predicted model, not a curated record.
AUGGCCCUCGUGUUCGACGCAGCGGCCCUGAGCAGGAAGUCUGACAUCCCGGAGCAGUUCGUCUGGCCGGCUGAGGAGGCGCCGACCGUCGGCGCCGUGGAGGAGAUCGCCGUCCCGGUCGUCGACCUCGCGGGGUUCAUGGCCGGCGGUGGCGCUGGGGCUGGCGACGGCCUCCGCGACCUCGCCGCGGCGUGCGAGCGGCAUGGGUUCUUCCAGGUGGUGAACCACGGCGUGGACCCGAAACUGCUCGCCGAGGCGUACCGCUGCUGCGACGCCUUCUACGCGCAGCCGAUCGACGAGAAGCGGCGCGCGCAGCGACGCCCCGGCGAGAACUACGGCUACGCGGGGAGCUUCGUGGGGCGGUUCAACAGCAGGCUUCCCUGGAAGGAGACCAUGUCCUUCAACUGCUCCGCCGCGCCGGAGAACUCCCGCAUGGUCGUCGACUACUUCGUCGCCGUCCUCGGCGAGGAAUACCGCCACAUGGGAGAGGUGUACCAAAAGUACUGCGACGAGAUGACACGGCUGGCACUGGACGUGACGGACGUGCUGGCGACUUGCCUGGGCCUCGGCCGCGGCGCACUGCGCGGCUUCUUUGAAGGCGACAACUCCGUGAUGCGGCUGAACAACUACCCGCCGUGCCCGCAGCCUCACCUGACGCUGGGCACGGGCCCCCACCAUGACCCGACGUCGCUGACGCUGCUCCACCAGGACGAGGUUGGCGGGCUCCAGGUGUUCACCGGCGGUGCGUGGUGCGCCGUGCGGCCCCGGAGCGACGCCUUUGUGGUCAACAUCGGCGACACCUUCGCCGCGCUAACCAACGGGCGCCACAUCAGCUGCCUCCACCGCGCCGUCGUGAACGGCCGCGCCGCGCGCAGGUCGCUCACCUUCUUCCUCAACCCGCAGCUGGACCGCCCCGUCGUGCCGCCGCCCGAGCUGCUUGCCGUCGACGGUCGCCCGCGCGCGUACCCGGACUUCACCUGGCGCGAGUUCCUCGAGUUCACGCAGAAGCAGUACCGGUCCGAUGCGAGCACUCUGGACGCCUUCAUCGCUUGGAUGCGUAGGGCCGUGGCCGUGGAGGGCGCCAUGGAAGACGACCAGAACAAGAAUCAAGUGAUCUCUAAGAACUAG